AGUCGUCUUGUCUUUUCUCUAGCAGAUCCUGCUGCCUUCACGCAGUGUUGUGCGCCUACGAGGAAGUCGUGUCAAGUCAGUCAAGGCUGUCGCCACAUCGUAAGCCAACGUUUAUUCCUCUACCCUCUACCGCAGCGAGUGCCACACCCUUCAUCUCAAUACUGCCUGUGGCCCAACGCAUCAAUAAUCCGACUCCUUUCCUCCACCUGCGAGACACGUGGACCGCUUCUGUCCCGCCUUGAUCUGUCUGACGGCUUUGGCGGCGCCGCUUAUCGAAGUGAUUUUCAUUUUGAUUGAUUGAUUGUUUCACACACACUCAAAGGUUGUCUGCGGUGGCGUACAAGGCACAUCUGCGUCUCCUUCCCUCGAGCCACCAAAUACCGCCUGCACGAUGCCGCGCAUCAAACGCUUUGAUGAGGUGGACACGGACAGCGACCCCGAGUUCGGGGAUGGGGUGCCGACGAAGAAGACGAUGCCCACCCUCAGCUUCAAGACCACAACGGACGAGUCGGACAGCAUUUCGUUCGAGUCGGACCACGAGAAGUCGCAGAACUCGGAGCACAGGCGCGCCCCCGCACCGCCCGCACCGAAGGCACCGCAGUCACCCGUCUCCCUGCCGGUCAAGCAUCUGCCAGCCGGAGUGGCGCCGCCGGCAAACUUCGUGAAGGCGAAGAGGAAGGCACCGCCCACCGUAGGGACCGGGUUGGCCGUGAAGGCGGCUCAGCAGCAGCCGUCCGCGCUUGCGGGGCAUUCAGCCGCAUCGGAAGCCGUCCCGACGAGCAAAACGACGGAGGCAGCUCCUGUCGCCUCUGCGUCCCCUCCGCCGGCGGCCGCGGUGCCCGCCUACCCGGCUGCCCCUGCCCCGUUGGAGCGUCCCGCGCACUCAAAGAAGGUCGCGGAGCCGACGCCGCCGACUCCGCUCCUGAACGGCGCCCCUCCAUCACCAGCGGCAGUGGCUCCUUCCUCGGGUGCCUACACCCCUCGCAUGACCGGCAACGGUAUCGACACUCCCCACACUCCGCAGUACCUCAACGGGCCUGAAGACUCCGAGCACGAGAGCGAAGACUUCGUGCAGCAGGUGCUGCCGGUGCAGCCACACCAGCAGCAGGAGCAGCCGGCCCGCCCACCACCACCCGCCGCGCAACGCCCACCUGUCUCUGGCGGCUCGCAGCUGUGGGCCAGCGGAAGCACGGACUUGGUGGAUCCAUCGCGGCUGCGCCCCGCACCGGCCGAGACGGCAGCGGAUGAGUUGCUGAUCCGUGCCCAGCUGCGGCUGGAGGAGCACCGCCGACUGGGCAACUCCGCCCCCCGCGGCGGCAGUCGGCAGCCCAGUCCGUGGAGGGGGGCACUCGCAGCUGCGCCGAUGUCCCCGCCGACCUCCACGGACCCGCGGGUGCGGCGUCUGCAGCAGGAGAACGCCCGUCUGCAGGACGAGGUCGCCUUCCUCGGUCGCGAAAAUCAAAAGCUGCGCGGCGUGCAGGGCAGCGCGGACGCGUCCGAGGCGGUGCGGCUGCAGCUGACGGUGGACAUGCUGCGCAAAAACCUCGAGACGAAGCAGGUCGCCUUUCAGCGUGCGCUCGACGAGGCCCACGCGGCGAGGAAGGAGACCCUGCGCGAGGCGGGAGAGGUGGCGGAGCAGUGCGAGAGCUACCAAUCCUCUGCCGAACAGUACAAACAACUCUACAGCGACAAGCAGCGGGAGGUGGAGAAAGUGAAGACGCAGCUGCAGGCGCUGCUCUACGACGUGAACACGAUGGAGCAGCGCCACCGCGAGGCAGAGGCGGAGUGCAACGAGAAGAUCGCCAACGAGCGCGAGAAGACGGAGCGGGCCCUGGCGCUGUUCGAGGAAGUUAAAGGACAGCGCGACCAUCUUCAGUUUCUAAACGAACAGCUUCGUGGUGAGGUGACGGCGGCGGCGGAGGCGAAGCGGCAGGCGUUGGAUCAGGCCGCAGGGGCCAACGAUGCGGCGCGGCGUGACCGCGCCGACUUUGAGCAGCGGAUGGAGCAGCUGAACCAAGACGUGGCGCAGCUGCGGAGGGCCUUGGCGGACAAAGACCGCGUGCAGGCUGCCCAGCUGCGCGAGGCACAGCAGUCACAGGCGGUCAUGCAGGACAGGCUGAAGGAGCAGGCGGAGGAGCAGCAGCGGGAGGCGGAGCGCAGUCGGCGCACCGUGGAGGCCGUCAAAGAGGACCAAAAGCGGGCCCUGCAGCAGGAGAGGGCCCGGCGUGCGGAGGUGGAGGAACGACUCAGGCGGGCGGAGGAGGAGAGUCGGGCAGCUCAGACGCGGUACGCCGCCGCGGCAGGGGCCGACUCCGAGAGCCGCGUGCGCAAGUUCCGCGAGGAGUUGCAGAACGAGCGCGUGGCGCGGGAGGAGGCGGAGAGGGAAGCGUCGCGGCUGGAGGCGGAGGUCGAGGAGCUGCACCACACCUCUGAAUACUACCAGCAAGAGUGUCAGCGAAUGUUGGCCAAUUUUGGCCAGUCGGAGCAGCUGCGCGAGAAGGCGGAGCAGCAGUGCGUCGCGCUCUCGCACACGCUGGAGGACAUGAUGGCACAGGAAGACGCACACGCCCGGCAAAUCGCACAAAUGCAGGAGGCGCUUUCUGUGACCCAGUGGGGCGCUGCGGGUGCCGUUGGCCGCGGGGUAGGCGCGGAGGGCAUGGUGGGCGAUUUGCAGCAGCUGUCAGACGAAAAUGAUCGCCUGACGAGUGAGUGCACGCGGCUCGCCGAGGAGCGCGACCACCUCAUCGAGGAAAACGGCAAAAUAGCGGAGGAGCUUCUGAAGUGGAAGCAUGAGAUGCGGCAGUACGUGGCGUCGCACGUGCGCUCUCCCUCUUCGCAGAGCCGCCGUCUUGGCACAAACGCAUAA
This is a messenger RNA of Leptomonas pyrrhocoris, 2866 nucleotides long. RefSeq lists its product as hypothetical. Lineage: Eukaryota; Euglenozoa; Kinetoplastea; Trypanosomatida; Trypanosomatidae. The record is from RefSeq and is a predicted model, not a curated record. The coding region runs from base 392 to 2866 and encodes 824 amino acids. The transcript has a single exon.